UGCUCUAAUAAAAGGAGAUAAGCACAUAUCUUCGCAAACAUAAAAGAGAACAUAGAUCUGUUCACAAACAUAAAAAGAGAGAUGUUGAGAGAAAUUAUUAUUUCCUGGAAAUCUUCUUUUGUUGGGUACAAUCCCGCUCUUCGUCAUGCCCACGAGGUUCUUAAACGUUAUCCUGAAGCCCGAACCGUGAUUGUUUCAUCAGCAAGUAUUUCUCGGAGAUUGCUAGUAGUCUGGUGGAUUGUUUCUAUCCCCACAUUACUGGUCACAACAACUAUACUCCAAUGCGGAAAUAAUAUUGUUGAUAAAGACGACGAAUUUUGGGAACGCUUAAGCUCCUUGGAAAACCAUACUGUUGGUGGCGAGUCGGUGUCAAGAGGCGAGAAAGAAUUUAAGAAGAAUCAAUAGUUUGUCAAUUUAUCUCAGCAGCUCGCUGUUCAUUGUUUAGAAAUUUAUGAUAAGGGUGUGUGUAUCUAAUUUGUUUGAUGCCACAAAUUGUACAUGAAUUUUUUAGUUUUGGAAGUUAAUGUUUUCGUUAAAAUGAAAUAUUGCAGUACCAUCAAAGAAUUUAACGUUUUUGUUAGAAUCAGGCCAAUUAAAAUAACAUUGUACAUGGUUGAAAUCCUCAAGAAAAUUGGUUAGGUAACAAGUGCAGACAUGAACCACAAGAUAAUUAGUUAUCAAAAGUGUCUUGGAAUAUAAGCAGUUGAAUUCCCCAAAACUGAAGCUACCAUUGUUAAUGUAAUAAUGAGGCAGGGGAUGAUACAGUCAAAGCUACUAUGAAGCCUGAAGGUAUGAACCUCGGUUGCAAGAUACUUUGGUUCUCGGUUAUGGCUUAUAGUUUCUUAUCACUUACUUUAUUCAUUAUUCUUUUUUGCUCUGCUUUAAAUUCUUCAUUAUAUAACUUUAAAGUUUCAAUAAUUGCAUAUUGUUAUGCUUUUGUGGUGUAUUUUUAUUGUUGGAUUUGGUUCAUUUAUCACUGUGUUCAAAAAGUUUUCUGCGGGAUGCUAGAGCAAAUAAGGUACAUAUAACACUGUUACCUCGAGUCUUUAAAUUGAGUUUA
Molecule: messenger RNA, 1060 nt
Organism: Daucus carota subsp. sativus
Lineage: Eukaryota; Viridiplantae; Streptophyta; Magnoliopsida; Apiales; Apiaceae
Exons: 3
Coding region: 82-405 (107 amino acids)
Source: RefSeq, a predicted model, not a curated record